Molecule: messenger RNA, 1655 nt
Organism: Drosophila busckii
Lineage: Eukaryota; Metazoa; Arthropoda; Insecta; Diptera; Drosophilidae
Product: prolactin regulatory element-binding protein
Exons: 4
Coding region: 16-1275 (419 amino acids)
Biological process (GO): protein secretion
Cellular component (GO): endoplasmic reticulum membrane
Molecular function (GO): guanyl-nucleotide exchange factor activity; protein binding; GTPase activator activity
Source: RefSeq, a predicted model, not a curated record
UUGUAUGCAGUGGAUAUGCUAACAAGUCGACAUAUAUUGGUGGCGGGUGGCGGUGGCUCAAGCAAGACAGGCGUAGCUAAUGGCUUUGAAAUCUAUGAACUGUAUCACAAUGGCAGUCACUUUUGUGCGGAGGAGGUGCUGCGCCAUGAGACGGGCGCCAAUGUGGUCAUGAACUUUGCUGUACGCAAUGGCGGCCGACGUGCCUAUCUAUGCGCUGGUCAGGAGGCGCACUGUCAGAUGUACUUCGUGCAGCCCCGCAUUGAAUGCGAGGAUGAAGCGUUAGCGGAGGGCAAGAAGCCCGCGCCUGUGGAGCGGCCGCAUGAAAACGGUGUGAGACAACGCGGCGCAGGUGCUGCACACUCUGGCGUAGAAUCGUUACCCAAUGGACACAAUAAUGCGCCCACAGCGGCGGAUGUCCUAAAGCAGUUUCGGCGUCUACAGUUUGACAUACAAGCAGCGGAUGUGGUGCAAACUGAUUUCCUAAAAAAUGCAGAGCCACUGCAGCGUGUGGUGCGCAUUAGCGGCAAUGGACGCCUCAUGGCCACUGGCGGUACUGAUGGCCAGCUACGUGUCUGGAGUUUUCCUCAGCUUACAAUGAGUGCGCAGUUGCCCGCGCAUAGCAAGGAAAUCGACGAUUUAGACUUUAGCCCCGACUGCAAAUAUAUUGUAAGCAUUGCCAAGGAUGCUCAGGGAUUGGUUUGGAAUCUGGAAACAGGCAAACUGCAACAUAAGCUGCAGUGGCAAACACCUGAGGGCGCCAAGUACUUGUUCAAGCGCUGUCGCUACGGCACUGUGGAGGCACACAAGGAUAACUAUCGCUUGUUUACAAUUGCAAAUCCCCUAGGCAAAGUGGGUAAGCAGCGUGGCUAUCUGCAGCAAUGGGAUUGCGGCACUGGACAGCUGCGCGCUUCUGUAGCCGUAGACGAGAGCCUGUCCUCGCUUGCAGUGCGAGAUGAUGGACGCUUUGUGGCGGUGGGCACCAUGUUCUCCGGCAGCGUAUCCAUGUACAUAGCAUACAGUUUGCAGCGUGUGCUGCAUGUUCCUCAUGCUCACUCGAUGUUCGUGACCGGAUUGCAAUUUCUGCCUAUAACGAAUGAGGAGGGCCCGCCCAUUAGCAGCGACACUGAAGCCGCUGUGCUCUCCAUAUCCGUAGACAAUAAAGUUUGUAUACACAGCCUGGCGCAAAGACGUACAAUGCCAGCCUGGUUGGCCAUCGCCUUUAUGGUCGCCAUGAUUUUCAUUGUGUUUGUGUUGUGCUCAUACAUUGGCAUCUGAGACAAAACAAUUUGCGUUUAUUAGUUCAUAAAAAACAGUGUGUUUAGUUUUGUAACCGCGACCUCCACUAAUUAAUUUAAGUGUAUAGUUGUGCCCGGCUGCCUUAUCUCUAAUUCUAUUUUGCAAUAUUCUUUGUUGUAUAUUAUAACUUACCCUCUUUACGUUUCUUCUCAAAUUUAAUUGUUAACACUACAUAGUUGUAAUUUCCUUUAUAAUAGCAUUGAUAAAAACAAUAAUUAAAUUCAGGUGAAUGAGCUGCAACGACCUUAGUUUUAUUUUAAGCGCGGCGCCAUUUUCUAUUAAGCUGCUGUUAGCCUAACAGGCCGCUAACAUAGGCUUUAAGCAUUCACACGAACGCGCAGAGUGCGCGCGUUGUUUAA